This is a messenger RNA of Ostreococcus tauri, 1467 nucleotides long. RefSeq names its product Protein Iojap/ribosomal silencing factor RsfS. The transcript has a single exon. The record is from RefSeq and is a predicted model, not a curated record. Gene Ontology annotation, biological process: negative regulation of translation; negative regulation of ribosome biogenesis. NCBI's taxonomy places the organism in Eukaryota, Viridiplantae, Chlorophyta, Mamiellophyceae, Mamiellales, Bathycoccaceae. The coding region runs from base 1 to 1467 and encodes 488 amino acids. Gene Ontology annotation, molecular function: ribosomal large subunit binding.
AUGGCGCGCGUCGCGAUCGGGCUCGGACGGCGCGCGCGAUGCGUCUCGAUGGGCGUCGACGUCUGCGUGGACGCGGGCGUCGGUGCGCGCGCGUCGACGUCGACGCGCGGCGUCGACCACGGCGCGUGGUCGCGGGCGUGGUCGACGACGCAGACGAGAGGGAACUCGCGCGCGUCGAGCGCUGGCGGGAUCACGCGCGCGGGGUCGCGCGAGCGCGGGCGAGAUAAUCAAGAUCGCGAGCGCAGCUUCCGAUCGAGACGAUCGGUGGAGGCGACGAACGAGGUCGAGUGGGAUGGAAAGACGUUCAGCGGCUCACGUUUGGAAUACGCCGGGGUCGAGGUCCGCGGCGAGUUGAAAUGGCCGAUUCCACUGAACGCGCUCGCGGAGAUCAAUCCCGAGCUCAAAGAACUGUUGAACUAUGCGAAGACGAGCGACGGCGAGGCGGAACGCGAGAUGGCAGAUCGCAUGAGCGUGUUCGGCGCUUCAAACGCUCGCGCGUCCGCAAAGCGCGACGCCAAGCAACGAAAGCUGGGCGUCAUCUCGACCUCCUCCUCUGGCGUGCGUGGAACGAACGCGAUCUCAAAGGUCCCUGGACUCGUCGAAUUCGAGCAGUUUCUAUUCGAAAGCGCGUGGCGCACUGACGCCGAGCGAAUGGCGAACGCUCACGAGGUUCGGACGAUUUUGGAGGCAGAGGCAAAGAUAAAAACGCCAAUUAAGAUCAAGACGGAGGACGCGCCGAUGAGCAAAACGAUGCUCGGUAAGGUCAAGGUAAGUGCGUUGAAAGAAGCGGUGCGAACGCUUGACAUUGGUCAUCUGAUGGAAGGUGUCACGAAAAAGCCUGACAUCAUUUCGUAUUUGCUCGCAUAUUACGAGUACAUGAACGGCGCGGUUGAGACGAGAACCAAGGGUUUCCGGGUGUCUGAAGUCUCCUCCAUCAGCGCGGAAAUCAUUCGGGAUGCCGAGAAAGGUACACGGGCGGCGUCCAAGGACACGCAGAAGACGCAAAUUGAGUAUGAGGAUGACCCCAGUCGUAUGCCGUACGCCAAAGCUUUCAAGCCGGACGAGUUAGUGCAUCUUCUCGUACGCGCGCGAGGCAUCGAUGUCAUGGCGAUUAAUGUGCGCGACCAGUGCGCGUGGACGGAUCAUCUCAUCAUAGCCACGGCGCGAAGCGCACAGCAUCUCAAAGCUCUCGCGGGAGCCGUGUUGCACGCCGUGAAAGCGAGAACGGAAUACGUUGCGGGCGGGCAGCUUCAACCCAUCAUCGAGGGCGCGGAGAACGGUGGAGAUAGAGACUGGAUGGCUGUAGAUUGUGGAUCAUGCAUGGUGCACGUUUUCUCCCCGGAAGGUCGAGAGCGGUACAACCUGGAAGAGCUGUGGGCCGAUGGAACGGAAAUCGUUCACAACGCGCCAGAAAAGUUGACACUUGCGAACAUCGGCAGCGAGGACGCGACGCAUCACACAGCGUGA